Daucus carota subsp. sativus is the source of this 1939-nucleotide messenger RNA. Its product is annotated as lysophospholipid acyltransferase LPEAT2. Gene Ontology annotation, molecular function: lysophosphatidylethanolamine acyltransferase activity; calcium ion binding. NCBI's taxonomy places the organism in Eukaryota, Viridiplantae, Streptophyta, Magnoliopsida, Apiales, Apiaceae. The transcript has 14 exons. Gene Ontology annotation, biological process: phospholipid metabolic process. The record is from RefSeq and is a predicted model, not a curated record. Bases 6 to 1694 code for a protein of 562 amino acids.
UGUAUAUGCAUGUGUGUGCUGCUAUGUCAUCAAGUUAUUACCAAUCAAUGGAGAACAAAGAUCUCUCUACUCCUUUCUUACCCUCUCAAAGCCACUCAAAAUAUGAUAACGAUGAACCCCAAUUCAUCAUCACUGUCCAUGACCCAGAAGCCCAAAAAGUUCCCAAUGGCCUUAAUUUCAAGAAUCUUGAUGACCCAUUUGAGUUUCUUGGAUCAAAAGGCUAUGAGAUGUUGGAUUCAACAACUGUGGAUCCAUUUAGGAAUGGGACUUAUAGUAUUGAAGGGGUUUAUGAGUGGUUAAAGAUUGGGAUUUGUUUGCCAAUUGCUUUGGUUAGGAUGGUGUUGUUUGGGGUUUGUUUGAGUGUGGGAUAUGUGGCUACAAAGAUUGCUCUUUUGGGGUGGAAAGAUAAGGAGAAUCCUUUGCCUAGGUGGAGGUGUAGGAUUAUGUGGGUUACCCGGUUCGCAACCCGGGGUAUUCUCUUUGCUUUUGGUUAUCAUUGGAUAAAGCGUAGAGGGAAGCCUGCUCCAAGGGACACUGCUCCUGUCGUUGUAUCUAAUCAUGUAUCAUAUGUUGACCCUAUCUUCUUUUUCUACGAAAUUUUUCCUACUAUCGUUGCUAGUGAUUCCCAUGAUUCCAUGCCCGUUGUUGGUACCAUCAUCAGAGCUAUGCAGGUUAUAUAUGUCAAUAGGUUUUCACCAUCAUCCAGAAAGCAUGCUAUUAGUGAAAUAAAGAGAAAGGCAUCGUCCAAUCGGUUUCCCAGAGUUCUUUUAUUUCCUGAAGGAACCACGACGAAUGGAAGAUCUCUCAUCUCUUUCCAACUAGGUGCAUUUAUUCCUGGAUAUGCUAUCCAACCAGUGGUUGUUCGUUAUCCCCAUGUCCACUUUGACCAAUCAUGGGGAAAUAUUUCACUGGCUAGACUUAUGUUCAGAAUGUUUACACAGUUUCACAAUUUCAUGGAGGUUGAAUAUCUGCCAGUUGUUAUGCCCCUGGUCGGUCAAAAGGAAAAUGCUGUGCAAUUUUGCAAGAGGACUUCUCAUGCUAUGUGUGUUGCUCUCAAUGUUGUGCAAACAUCUCAUUCCUUUGGCGAUGUGAUGCUUCUCGCCAAGGCAAAUGAGUCUAAACAGGUAAAUCCAUCACUAUAUAUGGUUGAAAUGGAAAAGGUGGCAAAGACAUACCAUAUAAGCUCUUCGGAAGCUGUGGAAUUUUUGGAUAAGUUUCUUUCAAUGAAACCAGACCUCAGUGGACAUGUUGGAGUAUGCAAUUUCUUAAGAAUUCUGAGAUUGAAGCGUUGUUAUUUUUCUGAAAAGGUAUUUGGAUUUAUUGAUAUGAAGAAGACCGGUCGGAUAACAUUUAAAGAGUUUCUGCUGGGAUCAGCUCAUGUUCUAAAGCAUCCAUUGUUCCGUAGAGCUUGUGAAUUGGCAUUUACAGAAUGUGAUAUUAGUGGAAACCAUAACAUUUCAGAGCAAGAAUUCGGAUGUUCCAUCAUAAUGGCAAUGCAAAACUUGAAAGAAGAUGAGAUCCAUGAACUCUUCAUUUUGUUCGAUUUCAACAGUGAUGGGAGGAUUUGCAGGGAUGAUUUCAUGGCUUGCUUAAGACAAAAUCCUUUACUUAUCUCACUUUUCGCACCUCGACUAUUGCAACUAGACUUGUCUUCUAAAGUCUGUGAACGGACAACGGAAAGUAUGGGUCCAUGAACAACGGUAUUGGAUUCAGUUUUGAUAUAGUGAAAGAUAGGGUGAAGCUGUUUUAUCCCUUUCUUUCAGUAACAGAAUAUAGAGUUAGAGAAAGCUUGUUGGAUCUGUAAUUUGUACUUAAUUUUAUAGCUAAUUUUAUUAAAUAUGUAUCGAGUAAUAACAAGGAUGGGAGAACAACUCGAUCAUCAUUUAGCCUGUACGAGCAGUCCCUGUUCCAGUUAUAUAUUAUGAUACUAUUUUUAUAA